Messenger RNA from Aedes albopictus (Asian tiger mosquito), 5111 nucleotides. RefSeq names its product dorsal-ventral patterning protein Sog (gene sog). Gene Ontology annotation, biological process: dorsal/ventral pattern formation; multicellular organism development; negative regulation of BMP signaling pathway. The record is from RefSeq and is a predicted model, not a curated record. NCBI's taxonomy places the organism in Eukaryota, Metazoa, Arthropoda, Insecta, Diptera, Culicidae. Gene Ontology annotation, molecular function: BMP binding.
GUGCAGAAAAAGCGACGAAUCGUGGCGCGCGUCCAGUGCCGCAACAUCAAGAACGAGUGCCCGAAGCCAACGUGCGACGAACCGAUCCUGCUGCCCGGAAGAUGCUGCAAAACCUGUCCGGGGGACGCAUACAGUCCUGACAUCGUCCAAGAUCUUCCGCAAGCAGUGAUGCCAGAAGAGGAGGAACGUAGCAAACAUUUUGCCGCCCUCCUGACCGGUCGCACAUCGUCCAUCCUGAAGCGGGACGACAUGAAGUCCAUGUACUCAACGGUCAACCCGCUGAACUUCGUCGCCACCGGGAGAUUCGCAUUCCACAAGAAGAAUCUCUACUACAGCUUCUACAUCUCGGAGAAAGCGCCCCGUCCGCGGUCGAUCCAGUUCGUCGACCAUCAGGGUAACAUCCUCGAAGAGCACCCGCUGGUGAUACCGGCCGAGGGCCCCUUCAGCGUCUACCAGAACGCAACCGGUAAGAUCUGCGGCGUGUGGCGGACCGUACCCCGUGACUACCGGCGUCUACUGCGCGACGACAUGAUGAACGUCGUCCUGCUUUGGGGUGGCAAACAUCAAGCCGAACUGGCGAUCGCUGGUCCGAUCGGAAAGUAUCCAGCAUUACCGCAAGAGUUGUUCAGUUCCCUGUUGGAACCCGCACCGGGAACCAAUCCGGAGCAGAUGAACGGAGCUGGCGGCACGGCGAUCGUGUCUACCAAGAGUGGCGUAACCUCGUCCAUCUACCUGACCAUCGUACUGAACGGCGUGUUUUCUCCCGACGACAUCGCCGACGUUCCCUUGAACAUCCGCCUGGAGAUGCAAAACAAAGAUCAAAUCGUCCUGGAAGAUACCCAACGCGUUAGGAAGCCAGCGCACGACAUCAACAUCAUCGAGGUGUCCUCUCCGCUAUCCGUGAACGAUCUCCGCCUUCUGACGCGCGGCAAGCUCACGGUAGUCGUCGAAUCCAAGCGCAAACCCGAAGCCCUGCGCAUUCAAGGAGUGAUCCAGACCCGCGUUGCCUGCGAGGUAUUCCAAACCUUGUUGGCGUCACACAAUCCAGACUCCCGGACCGACACCAGUGGCCUCGCUUGGAUGUACCUCAACAAGGAAGGUUCCCUGGUCUACAACGUCCAAACUCACAACCUCCACAUGAACCACAACCCGGUAGUGACGUUGAUCGACGACAGCGCCAAGCGAAAGGCUGACCUCGAGACGCUCAACAUCGACUCCAGCCACAUCACCAACACCGUUGACCGGAUGGGUCCUCGUGUGCUGGAACCGCUCUACUCCGGCGACCUCGCAAUCAACGUCGCCAACGACCUGAACCCCAAUCUGAUCCACGGUAAAUUCGUUACCCGACCGGUCGCAGAUGCCAGGGACUCCAACGCUCCUGUCCUGCUGAAGCGCAUGGGCAGCUCCGCUGUACCGCUGCACUCCGUCGGCAUGGCUUGGAUGGCCGUCGAUAACGAAUGCAACCUACACUACGAAGUGACACUGACCAGCGUCCCCAGCUCGUACCACCCGGUCCAGCUCUACCUGGAUGAACUCCCCAUCGAAGCCCCGAACGCCCCCAUCAGCCAAACUUUCCUGGAAGAAUUCACCGGAAACUACCUCGAAGGGUUCAUCAUGGCGCUGCCGUCGGCCGAGCUGGCCAAGCUGGAAACCAGUGUCAUCUAUCUGGAAAUCUUCUCGAAAUCGAAAAACGAAACCAUCCUGAAGGCGAAGGUCAAGUCGAUCAAGGUGCCGAACCACUGCACCGGCCACCAGUACCACGACAACGACGUCCAGAACAACUCGAUCGCCCCGAUGGCCCCCAACGACAACACCGUCCCGACGGUGGAAACGAAAUGCUACCACUCGUCCCGCUUCUACGACGAAGGGGACAUGUGGCACAGCGCCCUCGAGAGCUGCACCAUGUGCUCGUGCGUGCAGAAGCGCGUCAAGUGCGAACAGAUCCGCUGCCCGCCGCUCAAGUGCCGCAAGGAGGACAUCGUCCAGAAGAAGGGCGACUGCUGCCCGACCUGCGCAGGUUCCAAGUACUCGGACGACACCCGUGUCGCGAUGCCUCGCGGCUGCAAGCUCGGCGACCAGUUCCACGACGCCGGUUCCACGUGGCAUCCGUACCUGCCGCCGAACGGGUACGACACCUGCACCGUUUGCACCUGCGACCGGGCCUCGCUGGAGAUCAAGUGCCCGCGGACGCAGUGCCCGCCGCUGAACUGCAGCGACAAGGUGGCCUACCGACCGGACAAAAAAGCCUGCUGCAAGGUGUGCCCUCAGAUCAUCGAACGUACCAAACCGGUUCGCACCGGCAAUCCGGACGAAAUGGGCGACCAGGGCAGCAGCAGCGGAACGCUAAGAUCUCCGCAAACCAUCCUGGAGAACGGCGGCUGCAAGUACAAUGCCAACGUGUACGAGAACGGACAGGAGUUCCAUCCGAUACUGGCUUCGCACGGGGAGCAGAAGUGCGUCAAGUGCACGUGCAAGGACAGCAAAAUCAACUGCGAACGGAAGCGGUGCGCACGGUCGUUGUGCAACCGGCAGCACGCCCGCAAAAACGCCACCAUCGACGAGUGCUGUCAGUGUCAAAAGACGGGCCGGCAUCAGCACGGCCGAAGACGUCCCAAUGCGCAGCAGCAGCAACAACAACAGCAGCAUAGCAAGCAACCAGCACAGGCGGCCAUAUCCGUAAAGAGUUGAAUUGAUUAAGUUUCUACUUUUUAGGUUUUUAAGGGACGUGCGAGAGUUCGUAAGUGCAAGCUUGAGAGAAAGAGAAAGAGAGCGAGAUCGGUUUGUUGUAUUAUUUUCGAAAUAUUUGUUUUCUUUAAUUUUAUCCAUGUUUACGUGGUUUUGUGAAUAUGAGUUUUGACAUUUCAUCAAAGUGAGCGAGUGGAAUUGAUAGUGCGAGAGUGCGGUUAGUGUGCUAGCGAACCAAUCAGUGAUACAAAGAGGAGAUUUGGGCAGCCAAAUAGAAGAGCGUGUUGGGAGUGUUUGUAUUUAUUAAGGUUAUAUUGAAAAAGAACUUUUUUUCGAACAGUAUCGGUAAACUGAAGCCUUCGCGCGUUUGGAUUGCGUACAAAAGCAGUUUCUUUUUUGGAAUACGUUUUUUUAGAAGUAUCGAAUUUGAAUCGUUGUUUGGAACAAAACUGAUAUCAUCCUACUAGAAAUUACAAUGCAGGGUAAAAUGGUACGGAAGAUUUGCAAGAAGGAGAUGCGAGAGAACGGAAUUAAGAAAUAAUUGGAAAUUUCUUAUUUUAAAGAAAUUGUCCAGUUGGAAAACAUUUUGUAUCAGAGAUCACUAUUUAUAUUUUUCUACAAAUAGGCGUAGUUUUCUAAAUUGUAGGUAUAGUAGAAAGUAAGGCAAAACCAAUAUUUAUUUAAAGGAAAAGUUACUGGUCAGCAAACACAGCAGUAAAACAUUAUAGGUCAUUCGCAUUUAAACAAAUGGAAACACACACUACGAAAUAAGAGCAUAGAAGAGAGGAACUAUUAAGCUUGGACAGUUGUAAAUGCUUGUUAAAACUGUAUAAACACCUAUAAACGCUAGAUUUUGAGAUUAUUUUUAACACUGAUAUGAUUGAUAGCAGUAAACAUCUGGGCCCAUAACUGUUAAACACAUCCAACUUGAAUCCUCUGUCAAUGGUCAUUUAAGAUUGAAAAAUGCUGGACACGAGUAUUUUUCCUCCAGAACGAAACAGGGAACCAAGUGAAAUCGAUUUCCAAAGGAUUUUCCUUGUUUGAAUUAACAUUGUUUCUAGAAAGACAUUCUAGUCACGUGCCCUAGAGCUAUAUCCUGCAGUUAAAACGAUAAAAUGUAACUCUUAGAAACAUGGAAAUCGAUGGAGAAGAGUCACCGAAGGAAUCGAGAGUGCGAUUGAAAGCAAAAGAACGGAAGAAACCCAAACUACAAUUAGAAACUUAAUCAAUUCACUGAAAGGAAAAACACAUUGCGCGAUUGCUUUUUAUAUAAUUAUUCACACCUACUUCUGCUAAGCAAAACAGACAAAACUUAGGUCGACAAGAAAAAGCAAAACAAUUCUUGAACUGUUUUUUUUCCUGUUACCACGUACCAAAGAAGACUGAUAUAUUAAAUCUUGAAAGUAAAAGAGAGAAAAACGAUGAAAUAAAUUUGCUGAUGUAAAAAAAGAAAACAAAUGAAACCGAACCAUCUUUUGACGCUGCAAAACCGAGAACAGAAAACUGUCGAAACACUCACAAAUACACAAACCACGCGACAACUCACGUACAUUUCGUCAUUUUUUCGUCUUCAAAAUUCCCAUCCAUUUCCCACAUUUCGGAAACCUUCAUAAAACCUCCACAAGAAACAGUAUUUCCACGCUGCUUCAGACCGAAUUUUACCCCUAAUGAACGCAGCCACAUUAACUCAUACUCAUUCGAGAAAUAAGCAAAGAGAAAAGAUAGAAGCUUUGAUUUCACCACAAACACACACACAUAUACGCACCUUCACGCUUAAUAUAUCGCGUACCACUGUAAAGGAACGAUUAUCCAGCGGCCGGCCAGGAGAGUCCACAAAUGCAAAGCAUAAAAUAUGCGCGACGCCGCCGCUGCCGUCGCAAGACGACGACGAGAACACAAUCAGCGAACAACAAGAAUCCAAGCAUGCCAUAAUAAGUUUUUUUUAAUGUUGAUAAAUGAAUAAAUUAUUGUCAAACAAUCGCAACAUACCGAAUAAGUAGGCUACACAAAUACACAAUCAAGUGCAUAACUAAGUACGGAAGAAGAAGAUCAAAUCCGCAUUGAUCGGGAGCGCAAAGUAGUUGCGGAAAUUGCGAAAAGAUGGCGCAUUCAUCAUUUCUUUGUAAUUGUGUACAGCUAGGAUUGAAAGAAUUUUAACAAAACUUGUAUUACACGCCCGAAUUUUGGAACACACACCCAAGAUUUGCGCAGUCAGUAUAGGAGAAGAACGACACACUGGUCAAUACUGCGCGUUGACACGAAUAACUACGCAUGUGUGCGUGCACACAAUCAGAUAAUAGGUAAAAGCGAACCCAUCCAAAAAUCGAUUUUAUUGUAUAAUAUCCACCAAAACAAAAUCGAACCUUUUUUAGGACCAACAACCAUUAUAACAGCAUCAAAUAAAGAACGGAUAUACAGCAAAGUAA